AUGGGCCCUGGCCCCUCGAACGGUGGUGGCAAGCCUGCCGCCAAACCGUCCCGAGAUAGCGAUGAAAAAAAGAUACAGAAGCUUCAGAAGCUAGGGUUCGAGAUGGAUGUCGCUAUCGAAGCAUUGGCGAACCACAAGGGCAAUGUUCGUGAAGCUGCUGUUUUUCUGGUGAAGCAGGAACAGAAGCUUGCGAAGAAGAAGUUGGCAGCCCGGGACACGGCCAAGAAAAGUGAAUCUCCGGCACCCCCAGCCCCAGCUGCCGAGCCGAAAAGGAGACAUAAGCAGAAGAAGAGUGCAGAGAAUAAUCAGAAGAAGACAGCCGAUCCUUUGCCCGCCGCAGCCCCAGCAGCCGAGCCCAUCACAUCCACGACCGACGAGCCUAAGCCGAAGGAGAAGAAAUGUGGAAAGAAGGACAAGGAGGAGGAGACACCCGAACCUUUGCCAUCCCCAACUGCCGAGCCUGUCGCACCCCCUAAGCCGAAGGAGAAGAAACGUGGAAAGAAGGACAAGGAGGAGGAGACUCCCGAACCUUUGCCAGCCCCAACUGCCGAGCCUGUCGCACCCCCUAAGCCGAAGGAGAAGAAAGGUGGAAAGAAGAACAAGGAGGAGACUCCCGAACCUUUGCCAGCUCCAACUGCCGAGCCUGUCGCACCCCCUAAGCCGAAGGAGAAGAAAGGUGGAAAGAAGGACAAGGAGGAGACACCCGAACCUUUGCCAGCCCCAACUGCCGAGCCCAAGACAUCCCCGACCGACGAGAUUGAGCUAAAUGAGCAGAACUGUGCAACGAAGGACAAGAAGGAGAAGAAGGAGAAAAAGGAUAAAAAGGAUAAAAAGGAGAAGAAAGACAAGGCAUCGACCGCUGAGCCGCACGAGAAGCGCAAAGCCGAAUCCUCUGAGGAGAAUCCCGUACCCAAGAAGCGUGCAACCGUGUCCACCGACACCCCGUCCCCUCGGCCGAAGAAUGACAGCCCCGAAAGCACGGAAAAGCAUCCCCAGGAGAAGCCUGUCAGAGACUUGAACCCUGAGAGCUUAGCUAAGUUCUUCGAUGCCGACACAUACCGGAAGCCUGAUGACAAGCCCAACAAGCUUAGCCAAAUGGAGCGAACCAUGACAGUCGCCAGCAUCCACCUCGAUUCACAGGAAGACUCUCAGGUCGAAAAGCAAGCGGCCCCACCUUCAGACAACGACCCAGCAGCAGCACACGCCGCGAGCCCGAAGGAUCCAUCAGCAGCAGCACCAGCGAAGACUGAAGCACUUCCAGCUGCAAACAAGCAGAGCCCAGAGGAGCACACAGCAUCGAACGACACGAGCCCCCCGAAUGGUCCACGUGGAUCCGCACCCGUGGCACCAGCACCCGUGGCACCAGCACCCGUGGCACCAGCACCCGUGGCACCAACACCGGUAGCACCAACACCGACACCGGUAGCAACUGCAAAGGCUGCACAGGCUAUGCCCCGACCUGAGCGCAAACGACAGUUUGCCGCCCUCGGCCGCCAAUUGAAGAGUCAGGGCUCUAUGCACCCCGCAUUGGUGGCCAAAUGGAACGCAUCUGAUGAUGAUGCAAAGUUCGGUAUGCUCAAGGAAUGGAUGCUGAAUGAUGGCAAGCUUGGGGCCAUCCGUGUGGAGGAGUCGUACAAACGCAUCGUCGAGAAUACCGAGUCGGACCACUACGUCACCAUGACGGUGCUGCAACUAGAGAAGGAAUUUGGAGAUUCCCCUGAUGCACAAGAAUUUAUUGCCGAGCUCAUCUCCGGACAAAAGGGGGUUGCCCACCCUCAGGCUCCCAACGUGAAGAAAGCCCGUAUGUAUCGGGUGCUUCGGUUCUUGGUGGACGAACGCCGCAGAUCCAAUCGAACCGAGACGAGUACCACCGUCGGAGGGCUUGUUACUGAUGAUGCUGCGAAGAAGAGCAUCGCUGAGAAAAUCAAAGCUCCAUUGGCUGCCAUGGAAGGUACGGAGUACUUCGACCGAGAGACGGGAAGGAUCAAGCUAAAAAAACAAAAGAAAGAGCCUAAGGAGACGACUGCAGAAGAGAAGAUGGUUUCGGAUUACCGUGGGCUGAUCAGAAAGUUCAAGAGCUUCGAUGAGAAGAUCACCGUCGAGGGCUGCUUCAAGAAGAAUUUGAGUGCUGAGCAGCUGAAGCCCUGGUAUGACAAGUUCAUGGCACAGGCUGUUUCAAUCGACGACGAUCUUAAGGAAGAUGUCUAUGGGAUGGUGGAGGAGUUCUUGGAGUUGAUUGAUGUGAACCAAGCAUUCAAGCUGCAUUAUGUGCUAUCACGCGGAUCAACCUGGGAUCACAAGCUCUUGCUCAGCUGCUUCGACAACAACAGUGCUGGAGAAUCAACUGCUUCUGAAAUCGAUUGCUGGAUUUGCUGGGGAUUGGUUUGUGCUUUACUAGAACUGACGGCCAAAGCUGCGGAUAGCCCCUGGGCUGGUGGAAACCAAGAAAUUCGAUUGGCAGCUGCCUAUACGGAUUUUGCAGCUGCUUGCAAACGUGAGAAGAUCAGAGUCAAUCGUUAUGGUCAAGUGGCUGAGAUAUGUGACCGUGGAGCUGGCGAGCCGGAGGGCUCCUGA
Messenger RNA from Symbiodinium sp. CCMP2592, 2574 nucleotides. Lineage: Eukaryota; Dinophyceae; Suessiales; Symbiodiniaceae. The record is from the annotation of a GenBank genome assembly.